Molecule: messenger RNA, 780 nt
Organism: Setaria italica (foxtail millet)
Lineage: Eukaryota; Viridiplantae; Streptophyta; Magnoliopsida; Poales; Poaceae
Exons: 2
Coding region: 16-522 (168 amino acids)
Source: RefSeq, a predicted model, not a curated record
GCGGAGACUGCACAAAUGGGCCGUAACGGGCCGUAUACGGCGGGGCCGGUUACCACACCAGUCCACCUCCACCACAACAACCAAACGCGCAGGCCCAUUUUGAAGCCUCGCGUCUCCGACUUCAGAGCCGGCGGCGAGGCCGCGCGCGUCGCAGAUUGCAGCGAGCACCUGGAGGAGGAGGGGAGGGGAAAGGAGGCGGCGGCGAUGUCGAGCCGGUUCUGGCGGUGGUACGCGGACCGGCAGUUCCACAAGUGGGAGAAGACGGUGCUGUGGGACAUGGUGGAGCACUACCGCCCGCCGCGCUCCUUCGCGCCGCUCGUCGGCACCUACGUCGCCGCCUUCUACACCGGCGUCAUCGGUGCCGCUGUCACCGAGCAGCUAUACAAGGAGAAGUACUGGGAGGAUCAUCCCGGUGAGGCUGUGCCGAUCAUGCCGCCCAAGUUCUACUGGGGACCAUGGAGGGUGAUGAACGGAGAAGUUCCCCGCUUCAUCCAGACGCCGGACGAGGCCAAGACGGCGUAGGAUAGGAGCUUCCGAGCUUGGUUGUAAUCCUUUCAGAAGAUCAGAAGAUGCUUCUCUGGUCUCUAUAGAAAAUCCUUCCAGAGAUGAUGUUCAGAUCUUGUUCUGUGCUUAUGUUGUAACUAUGAUUCUCCUGGAUGAAUAAAUCGGCUGUGGUUGUAAUCUAAGCACACCAAGUGAGACUGGCAUACAUUGAUAUGUGAAAUGCGAUAGAUGAUUGAUGUUGCCGUGGGCUCCAUGAUGCAACGCGGGUUAAGGUUA